This is a messenger RNA of Cariama cristata (Red-legged seriema), 377 nucleotides long. RefSeq names its product transcription factor RFX3-like. Lineage: Eukaryota; Metazoa; Chordata; Aves; Cariamiformes; Cariamidae. The transcript is spliced from 3 exons. The record is from RefSeq and is a predicted model, not a curated record. Gene Ontology annotation, biological process: regulation of transcription by RNA polymerase II. Gene Ontology annotation, molecular function: DNA-binding transcription factor activity, RNA polymerase II-specific; RNA polymerase II cis-regulatory region sequence-specific DNA binding. The annotation marks the transcript as partial.
AUUGAAAUGGCGAUUGAGACACUGCAAAAGUCUGAUGGUCUGUCCACUCACAGAAGCUCUCUUCUCAACAGCCAUCUUCAAUGGCUUUUAGACAACUAUGAAACUGCAGAAGGAGUGAGCCUUCCAAGAAGCACGCUUUACAACCAUUACUUACGACAUUGUCAGGAACACAAGUUGGAUCCAGUCAAUGCUGCCUCCUUUGGAAAACUCAUACGAUCAAUCUUCAUGGGAUUACGGACCAGGAGACUUGGAACUAGGGGGAACUCAAAAUAUCAUUACUAUGGGAUUCGUGUCAAGCCAGACUCUCCUCUUAAUCGACUACAAGAAGACAUGCAAUAUAUGGCUAUGAGACAACAGCCCAUGCAGCAGAAACAGAG